Messenger RNA from Emericellopsis atlantica, 1047 nucleotides. Its product is annotated as NRDE protein-domain-containing protein. The record is from RefSeq and is a predicted model, not a curated record. Gene Ontology annotation, biological process: Golgi organization; protein secretion. The coding region runs from base 1 to 1047 and encodes 348 amino acids. The transcript has a single exon. NCBI's taxonomy places the organism in Eukaryota, Fungi, Ascomycota, Sordariomycetes, Hypocreales, Bionectriaceae. Gene Ontology annotation, cellular component: Golgi apparatus.
AUGUGCAUCGUCUUUGUAUCCAUGUCGCACCCAGACUACCCCCUCAUCCUCGCCGACAACCGCGACGAGUUCAUCCUCAGACCCACGUCCCGCCCGCACUGGUGGACGCACACAUCGCCCACCAACGGCCACACAACGCGCAUCCUCUCGUCGCGGGACCUCCACCGUCCCGAGCGCGGCACAUGGCUCGGUGUCACGGAAACGGGGCAGAUCGCCGUGCUGACCAACUAUCGCGAAGUGGACGCCGCUGGCCCCUCGCCCAAGGGACGCCGGAGUCGCGGCGGCAUGGUCACGGGCUUCCUCUCGGAGCCGCCGGCCGAGUACAUCGGCGACAGUGUCCGCCGGCUCGUGGAGGAGGGCGAGGGCGUCAAGGGCGUGGGCGGGUUUAGUAUGGCCUGUGGCAAGAUGGCGCGACGGGGGGAUGGGUUUGCUAUUGUGUCGAAUAGGGCGGAUACCCUGGGUGACGUGCCCAUUGUGCCGGCGGGGCAGGGACGGUGCUGGGGCUUGACGAACACGACAUUUCGGAACGGCGGGACGUGGCCGAAGCUGAGGGAUGGGUUGACGCCGUUUGACGAGAUUGUGGAGGGGACUCAAGGAGCCGCCAAGGGCGAAAAGGCCGAGGGGGCGCUGCUGGAGAGGCUGUUUGCGCAUCUGAGUCGGGAUACGCUCGUGGGGCACGAGGACAGGAGUCUGGCGGAGAACAUUCAGGAUCUGAAGACGAGCAUCUUCAUACCCGCCCUGGGCGGGGCGAAGCAGAGGGCGGAGAUGGAGGAGGCGAGGGCCCAGGGGAGGGGGACGUGGCCGACGGAUGAUGAGCUCGUGGCCGAGGCGCCGGAGCACGGGGUAGUGACAGGGGAGCAGAGCCAUGAGGAUGUGGGUUUCGAGAGGGGGAUGUAUGGGACGCAGCGGCAGACGGUGGUGAUCGUGGAUCGGGAGGGCCAGGUUGUGUUUGUGGAGAGGGCAUUGUGGGAUGCGAAUGGGCAUGCUAUACCCAAAGGCGAGGGGGAUGUUGUGUUCAGGUUUGGGAUAAAGGGGUGGGCAGGUUGA